CUACGCUGCAGCCAAUGUAGACCUAUAUUACUGUAGCAUAGACUACGCUGCAGCCAAUGUAGACCUAUAUUACUGUAGAAUAGACUACGCUGCAGCCAAUGUAGACCUAUAUUACUGUAGAAUAGACUACGCUGCAGCCAAUGUAGACCUAUAUUACUGUAGCAUAGACUACGCUGCAGCCAAUGUAGACCUAUAUUACUGUAGCAUAGACUACGCUGCAGCCAAUGUAGACCUAUAUUACUGUAGAAUAGACUACGCUGCAGCCAAUGUAGACCCACCUGUCACAAGAAAAGAGUUUCCAUCGUGAGAUGAUAGGUCUACAUGCAUUGUGAACUGCGCUCCGCACCCCGAGAUGGUCGGUCGCCCCGAGAUGGUCGGUCGCCCCGAGAUGGUCGGUCGCCCCGAGAUGGUCUGUCACCCCGAGAUGGUCGGUCACCCCGAGAUGGCCUGUCGCCCCGAGAUGGCCUGUCGCCCCGAGAUGGUCGGUCGCCCCGAGAUGGCCGGUCGCCCCGAGAUGGCCGGUCGCCCCGAGAUGGCCGGUCGCCCCGAGAUGGCCUGUCACCCCGAGAUGGCCUGUCACCCCUGUCGCCCCGAGAUGGUCUGUCGCCCCGAGAUGGUCUGUCGCCCCGAGAUGGUCGGUCGCCCCGAGAUGGUCGGUCGCCCCGAGAUGGUCGAUCGCCCCGAGAUGCUCAGGGCCAAUGCUCUGAUCAAGCGUGGCAGUAUGUACAUGCAGCAGCAGCAGCCUAUGAUGUCAACACAGGACUUCAACAUGGCCGCUGAGAUCGACACGCGCAACGCAGACGUCUACCACCACCGGGGACAGUUGAAGAUCCUUCUGGACCAGGUAGAGGAGGCCGUCGGAGACUUUGAUGAGUGCAUCCUGCUCAGACCUGACUCUGCUCUGGCACAGGCUCAGAAAUGCUUCGCCCUGUACAGACAGGCGUACACUGGCAACAGCCAGUCCCAGGUGCAGACGGCCAUGGACGGCUUUGAGGACGUCAUCAGGAGAUUCCCUAAGUGUGCCGAGGGAUACGCUCUGUACGCUCAGGCAUUGACUGACCAGCAACAGUUUAGCAAGGCAGAUCAGAUGUACAACAAGUGUAUUGACCUGGAGCCGGACAACGCUACAACAUACGUCCACAAGGGGUUGUUGCAGCUCCAGUGGAAGCAGGACUUGGACCUGGGCCUGGACCUCAUCAGCAAGGCCAUCGAGAUCGACAAUAAAUGUGACUUUGCCUACGAAACCAUGGGAACUAUCGAAGUUCAAAGGGGCAACCUGGACAAGGCGAUAGACAUGUUCAACAAGGCCAUCAACCUGGCCAAGUCCGAGAUGGAGAUGGCCCACCUCUACUCACUGUGUGACGCAGCAUACGCCCAGACUGAGGUAGCCAGGAAGUACGGGCUGAAGCCACCCACACUGUAACUACCCUGUCACAUGACCCACCCGACCCAAGACUCUCCACUGCUAAACCUGAUUGUAUUAUAACUGCAGAUGUUUCAGUCAUUUGGUUUUGUAGACAUGCUGGAUAAAUAAAAAAGAGAAACUGAUCUGUGACCAUACAUCAGCGUUUCCCAAACUCUGUCCUGCCUCCCCCCCCCCCAGGACAGAUUUUGGGGGAAACGCUGCACUACCUGAUCAUGUUUACGUCACGUUGAAUCGUAACGAAAGAGAGGCUUUACUGUUCACAACCAAGGCUAGAACCCAAGCAUCUGGUAAUUAAUGGUCUUAACCCACACAUCCCUCUUCCUCAAGGCACUUAGUUUGACCCACACACCCCUCUGUUUCUUGGUACUUAGUUUAACCCAGACCACCAACCCUUAUGAUCCUUCCUGUACCUCAAUGCCCUGGUCUGUUAUCAGAAACAUGUGAAUGGUCAUGUGAAAACCAGGUAUCUACCCAGAUAAUAAGGAAACCUUCUAAAAUCAAAAAGGGAGAUUCUUUCAAUAGACUUCUCAUUGACUAAUCCAUAUUAGGAAGUAUUUAAGAUAAUUAACGUUGUAUGUUGCCUGCUCACUGAGAACGGAGUUCCAAUGGACUGUUCAUUUGUUUCUGUGCUCCGGACACUUCCAUUUCCUCAACAUGAUGUAACCUUAUCAUUGAAUGGCAAAUUAAAAUGAAGGAUUAAAAUGUUAGUCAAAUGUGUAUGUGUAAUGAUGGAUGUCUGUGUUUGGUGUAAUGCUGGAGUUGACGAUGUGUGGGAUAAGGGCGAUGUUAGGGUCCUAAAGUAGUGUGGGAUAAGGGUGAUGUUAGGGUCCUAAAGUAGUGUGGGAUAAGGGUGAUGUUAGGCUCCUAAAGUAGUGUGGGAUAAGGGCGAUGUUAGGGUCCUAAAGUAGUGUGGGAUAAGGGCGAUGUUAGGGUCCUAAAGUAGUGUGGGAUAAGGGCGAUGUUAGGGUCCUAAAGUAGUGUGGGAUAAGGGUGAUGUUAGGGUCCUAAAGUAGUGUGGGAUAAGGGCGAUGUUAGGGUCCUAAAGUAGUGUGGGAUAAGGGCGAUGUUAGGGUCCUAAAGUAGUGUGGGAUAAGGGCGAUGUUAGGGUCCUAAAGUAGUGUGGGAUAAGGGUGAUGUUAGGGUCCUAAAGUAGUGUGGGAUAAGGUUAGGGUCCUAAAGUAGUGUGGGAUAAGGGUGAUGUUGGGGUCCUAAAGUAGUGUGGGAUAAGGGUGAUGUUAGGGUCCUAAGGUAGUGUGGGAUAAGGGCGAUGUUAGGGUCCUAAAGUAGUGUGGGAUAAGGGUGAUGUUAGGGUCCUAAAGUAGUGUGGGAUAAGGGUGAUGUUAGGGUCCUAAAGUAGUGUGGGAUAAGGGUGAUGUUAGGGUCCUAAAGUAGUGUGGGAUAAGGGUGAUGUUAGGGUCCUAAAGUAGUGUGGGAUAAGGGUGAGGUUAGGGUCCUAAGGUAGUGUGGGAUAAGGGUGAGGUUAGGGUCCUAAGGUAGUGUGGGAUAAGGGUGAUGUUAGGGUCCUAAAGUAGUGUGGGAUAAGGGUGAUGUUGGGGUCCUAACGGAGUGUUUCAUUUUAGGGGAUUGCCUGUUUUUUCUUUUUUAUAUAUUCUGUACAGCAUGUGAUAUUUCUCUAAGUAAAUGUUAAUGCAAUGCUGACGUCUGAAGUUAUCUGGCCGUGUUGGAAAUGCUGACGUGAACAUUUAGACCUAAAAUUAUUCAUGGCCUAAUUCAGAAUAAUUCUCCAUGUACCGCUUUUAUUUUAAUGUGGUUGUUUCCCCAACUUGUAGAUUCAGAAAAUGUCAGAAGGAACAAUUAUUUUUAAUAUUUUUUUCAUGCUGUCAUCUUUUAUUUUGCAGAGGGCAGGUAAUGCCAUCAUAUGUAGUGGAUCUGUGGAUGUUUAGAGGCAGUGCUACAGAAUUAAACAUGUGACUAUGUUGGGAAGCAUCACUGACCUUCUUCCCACACAGAGAUGUGUCAUGACCAAAGUCGCAGAGAGGACAUGGAAAAUAAAGCUGUAACUGACACGUUAUUCGAAACCUUGGUAACAUAUCAUUGUCUUAUAUAGUUGUUUUCUUUUUCCCAUUUUUGAAUAAAGGGUGAAUUAAAAUAUUUC
Messenger RNA from Salvelinus namaycush (lake trout), 3542 nucleotides. RefSeq names its product mitochondrial import receptor subunit TOM70-like. The record is from RefSeq and is a predicted model, not a curated record. Bases 353 to 1423 code for a protein of 356 amino acids. Gene Ontology annotation, molecular function: protein binding. The transcript has 7 exons. Lineage: Eukaryota; Metazoa; Chordata; Actinopteri; Salmoniformes; Salmonidae.